UCUUCAGUUUUGCAAAGGGUGAGAGAAAAUCAACUUUGUCAUCCUAAAAAAACAAAUGUAUGUCUUUUAGUGCAAUUAUUGAUGGUAUAGUUCGGCAAAGUCAAGGUUGAGCGAAACCGAGACAUCUUUUUCCACGCUCAUUUUCUUCAUCCAAAAUUUGAACAUUGAUCGUUACAUCAGCGGCCGAAUUCUCAGUUUUGGCCGGAAAGAAUGGAGUGUAGCUCCGGCAGUCGGCGCGACGAGUGGGGUAGCUACGGUGUGAGCGAGAUCGAAGAGGAGGUGUCGAGAGACGAGUUGGAGGAGAAUAGCAAUCAACAUGGAGUGUUUAAGCUGGGAAGCAUAAGAGAGGAGGAUUUGGAGGAGAGAGAGAAUGUAGUGUACGUAGCGGUGUGGAAGGAUGUGGACGAGACGCUGAGCAUGGACGCCUUGGUGUGGACGCUCAACAAUGCAGUGAUUGAUCCCUCCUCGGCUCUCGUCUUCCUCGUCCAUGUCUUUCCUGAGACCAAGUACAUCCCUUCACCUCUGGGGAGGUUACCUAUAAAUCAAGUGAACCCUGAGCAGAAGGAGAUGUUUUUGGCCGAAGAAAGCGGGAAGAGGAGAGAUCUUCUCCAAAAGUUUGUCAAUGUGUGUUCUUCUUCCCAGGUUAAAGUGGAAACUGUGCUUAUUGAAAGUGAUAUGGAGGCCAAAGCCAUACUUGAUCUCAUUCCCAUUCUCAAUAUCAGAAAACUGGUUCUUGGUGCCAGCAAGGCUUCUCUAAGAAGGAUGAGGUCCAAGAAAGGGAAUGGAGCAGCUGAUCAGAUAGUGCAGAAGGCGCCUGAGUUCUGUGAGGUUAAGAUCAUAUGUGAAGGAAAAGAAAUCUCCGAGGUGGCGACAAUGGAGACCCCAUCUCCUUCCCCUUCUUCCUCACCCAGGCCUGCACACUCUGCUCCAAACUUUUCCCAAAACAACGAACACACGACAAACGGCUCAAUUGCUUGCGGCUGUUUCAAAAUCUGAUUUAUGUUAAUCCAAGUCCAGAUUUGGCGGGAAAAAACAAAAAAAAAAAGAACAUAGCCAACAGUUGUGAGAGCCAAGACUUAAAAGUUGGGUUGCACUUCAAGAAUGAUGUUUGAGACUAUCAUGCCUUUGUUGCUUCUUAUAUCAUUUACUGCCACAAUUUGAAAAUAUUUAAGUAAUUUCAUUUGUUUAUGUAACAAGUUUGUAAAUGCUUUGUGUACUUUUAUACAAUGACUAUGUAAAUCUAUGUUGAACUUUUUAUUAUCAAACUUUCUAAAACCCUUUCAUCUAA
This is a messenger RNA of Salvia miltiorrhiza (redroot sage), 1288 nucleotides long. RefSeq names its product U-box domain-containing protein 33-like. The transcript is spliced from 4 exons. NCBI's taxonomy places the organism in Eukaryota, Viridiplantae, Streptophyta, Magnoliopsida, Lamiales, Lamiaceae. The record is from RefSeq and is a predicted model, not a curated record. Bases 211 to 996 code for a protein of 261 amino acids.